UCGCUGGGAGGAGAGAGACACUGGGUACUCACCCACUCAUUCGAAUCAGAUAGCGGAGAGCUCACAACCACCACCUCUCCCUAUCUUGGACAAAGCAUAACUGGACAUCCCUUCGCCCAGGAGAAGCGGUGCAAUUUCAUCGAAGAGCUCACGCGUAAAGCAUUUUUUUCUCAAUUACAAAUCCCAGGUCCGUGAGGUGUGUGCAAUCGCUCCCAGCAGAAGGAUGAGCAGCUUUGAUUUGGUUGAGCUGCUGGACACUUGGGAGGACCUGAACCUCACAGGCCUCCUGGAGAACGGGACGCGUGUGGAGAUGGUCGGGUGUCCAACAGCGUUCGACCGCAGCGCCCUGCUCCACUCCAUGUGCAUCCUUUAUAUCUUCAUCUUCGUGGUCGGUUUGGCCGCCAACGGCCUCGUCCUCUGGGUCAAUGUCCGCUCCCAGCGCACCACCUCCAGCUCCUCCCCUCGCCAUGAGACCCACCUCUACAUCGCCCACCUGGCGGCGGCUGACCUGUGCGUGUGCGUCACGCUGCCCGUGUGGGUGAGUUCCCUGGCGCAGCAUGGCCACUGGCCCUUCGGCGAGGUGGCGUGUAAGCUCACCCACCUGCUCUUCUCUGUUAACCUCUUCAGCUCCAUCUUCUUYCUGGCCUGUAUGAGUGUCGACCGCUACCUGAGCGUGACACGGCCCGCCGACAGUGAGGAUGGGGGCCGACGCCGGAAGCUGAUUCGCCGCAGCGUGUGCGUAGGGGUGUGGCUCCUGGCUCUGGUGGCCUCCCUGCCCGAUACCUACUUCCUCAAGGCGGUGAGGUCAUCACACGGGGAGGUAGUGCUGUGCAGGCCGGUGUACCCAGAGGAACACUCCAGGGAGUGGAUGGUGGGAGUUCAGCUGAGCUUCAUCCUGCUUGGUUUCGUCCUACCCUUCCCUGUCAUCGCUCUGGCCUAUGCCCUCCUGGCCCAAGCCCUCUCCUCCACCUCCUGUUCCUCCUCGGCGAUGGAGCAGGAGCGUCGUGUGAGUCGCAGGGUGAUCCUGGCCUAUACCGUGGUAUUCCUGGGCUGCUGGGGGCCCUACCACGGAGUGCUCCUGGCCGAUGCCCUCUCCCUGCUGGGCCUGGUUCCUCUGAGCUGUGGGCUGGAGAACGCCCUCUACGUGGCCCUGCACCUCACCCAGUGUCUGUCCCUGCUCCACUGCUGCUUCAACCCCAUCCUAUACAACUUCAUCAACAGGAACUAUCGCUAUGACCUGAUGAAGGCCUUUAUCUUUAAGUACUCAACACGUACAGGCCUGACCAGGCUCAUAGAGCAGCCCCACAUCUCUGAGACGGAGUACUCUGCAGUCGCCGUGGAGAACCCACCACAGAUCUGAGUCUGAACUCUAGAGCACACCCUGGAACUUCAAAACACACCACAGAACUCUAGAACAUAGUCUGUCUACCUGACCCAAAAUGAUUGAAAAUACCUAAAAUGCAGUAACCCAUGAUAACCUAUAUAGGCUAAAUUUGGGCCCUCACAAAGAACAAAAUGAAAUAUGUGUCUUAAUAACUAGAGCAUAACAAAUAACCUUGCCCAAAGCCUAGGCUGUACAGAAACUUCAUCGCUGCCACAAGUAUGUGUGCCCUCAUCUGAAGCAAACCAAACAUUAUUUAUAAUCCAGCAUUCCCCUCACAGAAGCUACCUGUGUAUUUCUCCUGCUACCGUGCGUUCCUAAUAAGGAUGGUGUGAGGGACUGCAGUUGCAGGCCAUUAUCAACUCAAACUAAUGAUGUCUGGAGAAAAGCACUUAUAUUGAGUGGAAGAGUAGGUUCUCUGUCUGACAAACAGACUGUUUUAAAGUGCUUCUGAAGUAGUGCCAUUGUAGUCAUGGCGACACAGACACUCUCUCUCAAUCUCUCUCUCUACUUCAAGACAUACCAAUCCCCGUUUGUCUGUCUGAAGAGUCCUAUAUAACUGCUAGAGGUGUGUGUAUGUGCGUUAGUGCGUGUGUGUGUGUGCUUGUGUGACACCUCAAAAUCCACUUUGUAAAUAGUUAGAAGGGCAUUGAAAUACAUAUAUUAUAAUUGUUAGAUUGUUAUUAUUCAACUUUCUAUAYACUGUAUUUUUGUACAUAUUAUAAAAUACUUUCAAAUUUG
This is a messenger RNA of Salvelinus sp. IW2-2015, 2122 nucleotides long. Its product is annotated as atypical chemokine receptor 3. The record is from RefSeq and is a predicted model, not a curated record. Gene Ontology annotation, molecular function: chemokine binding; coreceptor activity; G protein-coupled receptor activity. Gene Ontology annotation, biological process: angiogenesis; vasculogenesis; chemotaxis. Gene Ontology annotation, cellular component: membrane. NCBI's taxonomy places the organism in Eukaryota, Metazoa, Chordata, Actinopteri, Salmoniformes, Salmonidae.